This is a messenger RNA of Falco peregrinus (peregrine falcon), 1966 nucleotides long. RefSeq names its product RAS like family 11 member B (gene RASL11B). The transcript is spliced from 4 exons. Lineage: Eukaryota; Metazoa; Chordata; Aves; Falconiformes; Falconidae. Gene Ontology annotation, molecular function: GTP binding; GTPase activity. The record is from RefSeq and is a predicted model, not a curated record. Bases 51 to 776 code for a protein of 241 amino acids.
GCGGCGGGGCCGGGGCAGCGGCGGCGGCGGGCGCGGGGCGGCGAGCGGCGAUGCGCCUGACGCAGGGCAUGUGCACCAUCGCCGAGUGCGCGCCCGGCGGGGAGGGCUGCCCCGCCGCCCGGCCCCGCCUCGUCAAGAUCGCCGUGGUGGGGGGCAGCGGCGUGGGCAAGACAGCGCUGGUGGUGCGGUUCCUCACCCGGCGGUUCAUCGGCGACUACGAGAGGAACGCAGGUAAUCUCUACAGCAGGCACAUCCAGAUAGAUGGAGAGAUGUUGGCCAUUCAAGUGCAAGAUACUCCAGGAGUUCAGAUCCAUGAACACAGUCUGGAUUGUAACGAGCAGCUGAACAGAUGCAUUCGCUGGGCAGAUGCCCUGGUGAUUGUUUUCUCCAUCACAGACUAUAAGAGCUACGAACUACUCGGUCACCUUUACCAUCAUGUUCGACAGUUGCAUCCAGGAAAUGCAGUCCCUGUUGUCAUUGUUGCAAAUAAAGCUGAUCUCUUGCAUAUCAAAGAGGUGGAGCCUCAGCAGGGACUUCAGCUGGCCAACAUGCUGGGCUGUACUUUCUAUGAAGUAUCUGUCAGUGAAAACUAUAACAAUGUCUUCAAUGCCUUCCAUCUCCUCUGUAAAGAAGUCAGUAAACAGCAAACAACCAGCACCCCCGAGAGAAGGAGAACCUCUCUCAUUCCACGGCCAAAAUCGCCUAACAUGCAGGAUCUGAAGAGAAGGUUUAAGCAAGCUUUGUCUGCCAAAGUGAGGACUGUCACUUCUGUCUGACAGCAGAGCCGCUGGUCUGCCCAGUGUUUAGCCUGAGACUGAAAGCUGGAGUGUUUAACACUGGCACAUCUAGAGUCUAAGGCAUUGUGAAAGGAAGAUGGUUCAGGUAGCCUUUUCCAGGGCUGUAGUCCUUAAGCAGUUCAUUAAAACAGGAACAGUGGCAGAUGGGAAAAGGAAAAAAAAAAAAAAACCAACAAAAAACAACACAAAACAAAACUCAAACCCUCUUGAAAUAGUUCUAGGAUGUGACUUGCAGAACAAAUAUUUUCAUUUGGAAAAGGAACUUUUCAGUAAAUGAAACAAGCUUUCAGUUUGCCUUUUCUCCAGUCAGACAGAUUUGGUCUUCGUUUGUGCAGAAACAACCUUUUAGCUGUAACUCAACUUGUACUUGAGCAAGGAAACCCUGAACUGCAGUUCACUGUUAAGAAAUAACCACUUGAGUCUUGCAAAGGACAGCAUGAUGCAUCUGUUUAAUUUUAUUGCACAGUAGAACUGUUUUAUUUCCCAUGUAUUUCAAAACAACUAAGCAAACAUGAAACUUCUGUAAAAGUAAGUGGACAGGACUGGGUAUUGAGACUGUAAACAAUGGUCCUUUAUUAUUUUUUUUUUACUAGCUAUGUUAUUGCUGACAACUUGACCAGAUUCUUUGUAUGCAAAACUAUUGUCUGCAGGGUGUAAACAUAUCUAAUUACAAGUAACUUGUGGGGUUUUUACUGUCUGAAAAAAAAAUUACUGUCCAGACUAAAUGAUCCAACAUGGAACUUGUGAGGAAUGAGUGUGGAGUUGGAGUGACAGUCCAUUAUAACUGCCAGUCUAAGACACUUGUCUCCCUCUUUCUCUCUCCCCCUUCUCUCCUGCGUGCAGUAGGCACAGAGGGAGGGUGGCUGUGGUUCAGCACGGUGUGAAGCAUGACUGGCUCCAGGCAGUGAAGCUGGUGGGUUGUUCUGAGCUGAGUCAGUCCCUAUUCAUCUUUAAAUACAUGGCAGAUUUUUAUAUGUAUAUAUAUAACUUUUCCUUCUACAUUGAGCCAAUGGAGUUCAAAGCCUAAGGGCCUUAUACACAUGCACUUUAAAAAGCCAGCUGUGCUUUUGUUUAAACUGUAAUUUAUUUAUUUUGUGUACAGUUACUCCUCCUAGGGAGUGGACUUUUCAUUCUUACUGCCUGGUUCAACAUUAAAUUUUUGAAUUGCA